Messenger RNA from Chinchilla lanigera (long-tailed chinchilla), 1890 nucleotides. RefSeq names its product matrix metallopeptidase 10 (gene Mmp10). Gene Ontology annotation, molecular function: zinc ion binding; metalloendopeptidase activity. Bases 176 to 1612 code for a protein of 478 amino acids. NCBI's taxonomy places the organism in Eukaryota, Metazoa, Chordata, Mammalia, Rodentia, Chinchillidae. The record is from RefSeq and is a predicted model, not a curated record. Gene Ontology annotation, biological process: collagen catabolic process; extracellular matrix organization; proteolysis. The transcript has 10 exons. Gene Ontology annotation, cellular component: extracellular matrix.
CUUCACAUCGUGUUUAUGUGAACAUUUUUGCUGUUAUUCAUAUUUUUAAAAAGAGACAUACAUGAAUCAUGCUGUUGAUGACCUAAACAUUGUUUCUCUAUAAAAGAGCAGCCACUAGAAGGUAGGAAUAGAAGUUAGUUAGAAAAGGGGUUUUCUUAAGGUAAAGACCAUCAGAAUGAAGCACUGCACCAUCUUCAUGCUGUUGUGUCUGCCAGUCUGCUCAGCGUAUCCUCUGAAUGGAGCAGCGAAGGACGAAGACCCCAACAUGGACUUUGCCCAGCAAUACCUAGAAAACUACUACAACCUUGGAAAAGAUGUGCAACAAGUUUACAGAAGGAAAGACAAUGGUGCUGUUGUUAAAAAGAUCCAAGAAAUGCAGAAGUUCCUUGGGCUGGAGGUGACGGGGAAGCUGGAUUCUGACACUUUGGAGGUGAUGCGCAAGUCCAGGUGUGGAGCUCCAGAUGUGGGCACGUUCAGCACUUUUCCUGGCAUGCCAAAGUGGAGGAAAAACCACCUUACUUACAGGAUUGUGAAUUACACACGGGAUUUGCCAAGAGAUGCUGUUGAUUCUGCCGUAGAAAAGGCGCUCAAGGUCUGGGAGGAGGUGACCCCGCUCACGUUCUCCAGGAUACACGAAGGAGAGGCCGACAUAAUGAUCUCUUUUGCAGUUAGAGAACAUGGGGACUUUUACCCUUUUGAUGGACCAGGAGAGAGUCUGGCUCAUGCCUAUCCACCCGGGCCUGGGUUUUAUGGAGAUGUUCACUUCGAUGACGAUGAAAAAUGGACAGAGGAUGCAUCAGGGACCAAUUUAUUCCUGGUCGCUGCUCAUGAGCUUGGCCACUCCUUGGGUCUCUUCCACUCGGCCAACCCUAAGGCUCUGAUGUACCCACUCUACAACUCCUUCACGGACCUGACUCGAUUUCGCCUUUCUCAAGAUGACGUGGAUGGCAUUCAGUCCCUCUAUGGACCUCCUCCUGCCUCUCCUGCUGACCCUGAGCUGCCCACUCAGUCCAGCCCACUAGAGUCUGGGACCCCAGCCCCGUGCGAUCCUGCUUUGUCCUUUGACGCAGUCAGCACCCUGAGGGGAGAGAUCCUGUUCUUUAAAGACAGAUAUUUGUGGCGCAAACUCCCCUGGAAACCCAAACCGGAAUUUCAUUUGAUUUCUACAUUCUGGCCCUCUCUCCCACCACACUUAGAUGCUGCUUAUGAAGUUAAAAGCAAAGAUACAGUUUUCAUUUUUAAAGGAAAUAAGUUCUGGGCAGUCAGAGGAAAUGACAUACAAGCAGGUUAUCCAAGAAGUAUCUACACUCUGGGCUUUCCUCCAACCAUAAAGAAAAUUGAUGCAGCUGUUUCUGAUAAGGAAAAGAAGAAAACAUACUUCUUUACAGGGGACAAAUACUGGAGAUUUGAUGAAAAAAGUCAGUCCAUGGAAAGAGGCUUCCCAAGACCUAUAGCUGAUGACUUUCCAGGAGUUGAUGGAAAGGUUGAUGCUGUAUUACAGACAUUUGGAUUUUUCUACUUCUUCAGUGGUUCAAGACAGCUUGAGUUUGACCCUAAUGCCAGGAUGGUGACGCAUAUAUUUAAAAGCAACAGCUGGUUACUGUGUACAUGAGACAAGUAAAAGACAGGCCUGGGCAUUUUAAAUGAAUCGAAUAAAUAUUUACCUAAUCUACUGUGAAUCAAAAUGAUAAAUUAUUCCUGCAUGUACAGGGGCCAAAGAAGAUGAGACUUACCCAUAUCUUUAUGUGUCACAGAACAUUGGCAAAAACACUUCACUUGUUCAUGAUUACACUGCACAGAAGUGAGAAGUAUUCAUGUCAUAAGGAAGAGAAAGAUCUCCGUAGUUGUUCUAUUUAUUAUUUAAUAAAGAUUUUUAUCUUUGACCUGUUC